AUGACCUUGCCUUCGUCGGCGCCCUUCCAACGGCUCCCCCUUUGCCGCCACCUAGAGCGGGAGCGGUGGUUCGAGGGGGAGGGGUACGAGGCGAUGCACGUUCAAGGCAGGCGGUGGAGCGGCGACAUGGGCGGGCGAUCUGAUUGUCGGCAUUCAAAAGCUACUUUCUGGCUUUAUUUCAAGAUUCUCUCUGGACCGAAAGCUCGAACUAUUCUGUUAAAUGGCGCUGUUCGAAAGGGGGAACGCAUAGUACCACUUGCUGUACUUGAUCUACUCAUGCGGGCGACUUUUCCUGCUUCUACAGCUCGAGUCAAGGCAACUGAAAGAUUUGAGACAUUUUAUCCUACUCUAAAAGAGUUGGCUCUUACUGGUUCUGGUACCAAAACCACAAAGCAAGCAUCACAACAGCUUUUGCCUUUUGCCAUCCAAGCGAUUCAAGAAAAUAAUUCCGAGCUAACAAAGGAAGCGACGGAUUUGUUCAUCUGGUGUUUGACUCAGAAUGCUGAGUGCUAUAAACAGUGGGAAAAACUCUAUGUAGAGAAUGUUGGUGCGACAAUUAUUGUUCUUCGGAAACUCUCCACUGAGUGGCGAAAUUACUCGGCCAAAAUUUCCCCCGACACUCUCAAAGUAACACUUAAGCAUUUGAGGGCUAAAAAUGAAGAUGCCCUGUCAAGAAACACAGACCCCAGCCAAGUAGCAUCCAUCAAAGAAGCUGACAAGUAUUGCAAGACAAUUUUGAUGAAGUUAACACGUAAUUUUGGCUGCAUGAAGGGUAGUGUUUUGGUGCUUGUGCUGGGAAUUGGUCUAUUUUUCACUCUUUCACCUAAUGCCGAGUUAAUUAACUCGGAGAACAUCAAUUGGGAGAAAUUUCAGGUGUUGUUCAGUUCUCUCCAAUCCUCUUAG
This is a messenger RNA of Zingiber officinale, 903 nucleotides long. RefSeq lists its product as uncharacterized. Gene Ontology annotation, cellular component: Golgi apparatus; endoplasmic reticulum. Bases 1 to 903 code for a protein of 300 amino acids. The transcript has 6 exons. The record is from RefSeq and is a predicted model, not a curated record. NCBI's taxonomy places the organism in Eukaryota, Viridiplantae, Streptophyta, Magnoliopsida, Zingiberales, Zingiberaceae.